AUGAAUUCAAAAAUUAAAGGAAUAACGGAUGAUAUAACAUCAAUUCCACCAGAAGAACAGAGAUAUUACGCAUUAAAUGCAUUUCCUAAAGUUUUGAAGAUUGGAAGAUUUAAUUUAAAUGAGGAAUUCAUAGAAGGUUUCCUAAAUGACAUAAUGAAGAAGGCGGAUAAGGAAUACGUGGAUAGUGAGUUAAUGAAGAAGGCAAAUUUGGUUUAUGUUGAUGAAAAAGAUAAUGAAAUUAAAGAAAAGGUUGAAUGGUAUCAUGAAUGGGCAUUGGAGACUUUUAAAGUUAAAGCUGAUACAGGAUGGGUUUCAGGAUGUUUAGACCUUAAAGCAGAUAAAACUUAUGUUGAUGAAAAAGAUAAUGAAAUUAAAGAAAAGGUUGAAUGGUAUCAUGAAUGGGCAUUGGAGACUUUUAAAGUUAAAGCUGAUACAGGAUGGGUUUCAGGAUGUUUAGACCUUAAAGCGGAUAAAACUUAUGUUAACGACGAGUUAAUGAAGAAAGCAGAUAAGGAAUACGUUAAUACUGAGUUAAAUAAGAAGGCAGAUAAGGAAAAAGUUAUUUCAUUCAUUAAUACUGAGUUAGCAAAGAAAGCUGAUAUAUCAUUUGUUAAUGAAGAAAUAAAACAAUCAGAGGUCUAUUUUACUCCACCAUUUUUAAAUUUUAUGAAAUCAUCAGAUAAAACCUUUGAUAUAGAUUCUUUUGAAUGGAUAUGUUUCGAUGGAGUGACCAUGUAUUUAUUUUAUACAGCUGGGGUGCUUUAUUAUUUUAAAACAAAUGAUUUUAAAAACUAUGAAUCAUUUACUCCAUCUGUUUGGAAUCCUGAUACACGAAAGCCAAUCAUUAAUCCAAGAAUUUUAUAUGUUGAAUAUAAUAAUGGUAAAUUUAUUGGAAUGAUAAUGGUUGGAGAUGAUUUUUGCCCUUGUUAUUCAUUCGAUUGUAUCCAAUGGUUCAAAUGUAAUUUAAAUCAAGAUGCUAAAUUUAAAUAUCCAAAUAAUCCUAUUAGAUGCGUUAAUAAUAAAUGGGUACUAAUUUAUGAAGUCAAUCAAAUUUUCAUUAGUGAGGAUGGGAUAA
Molecule: messenger RNA, 1075 nt
Organism: Trichomonas vaginalis G3
Lineage: Eukaryota; Parabasalia; Trichomonadida; Trichomonadidae
Exons: 1
Source: RefSeq, a predicted model, not a curated record